GACUUAUGCACCUACGCGUCAUGGACGAAUUAACGAGUGUGGAAGAGCUGAGAAGGCAGCUUCGAGAGGCAGAGCAACGCGCAGAAAAAGAGCAGCAACGCGCAGAAAGAGAGCAGCAACGUGCGGAAGAAGCGGAGAAAGAACGGCAGCAGGAGCGACAACGCGCGGAAGCGUCAGAACAACAAACUCGACCCACUACACUUGACGAAUACAUCGCUGCCUGCCAUGAUCUGGUUUUCUCCAGCUUCAACAUUGAACGGGACCAGAAACUGACCUCGAAGGGGCCUAUCACCAACCCACGAAAUAAAUGGUGCCCCACAAAUGUCCGGCCAUGGUCCGACUUUAUUCAGCAACAGAGAAUAACAUUCGGCACAGUUUACGACACUUUCCCUGCCGACAGCCGUGUCUUUGAGAAUCGAGCUUUCCUCACCGGUUUAGGGAAAAGGAUCUCAGUGCGUAAGAUAGCAGACGAGAAGACGCUCGAGUCCUUCUUGCACAGCAGUGUCGAGGAUCCUGUCAAAGCGAUUAUAGGGAAGCUUAAAGAGGUGGAAGGGGUCAGAAGCGCAUUUGACCUAGGGAACGGAAUAAUUUUCGAGAAUCAUCCACAUGCCAUCAGCGACGUUGCAGAGGAGGUGGUAUACCGCGAUACCCCAUCGACCCCACCUGCUACUCCAAACCACAGUCUCGAUUUCAACAGGCUGCGACCCGAUCAGAUCUGCGUCUACCGAUCCAACGACGCGGGCUCGGAAAGACGCACAAUGAUUUACAUUUCCGAGUACAAACCACCCCACAAGCUAACCGCGCCGCACCUUCGCGUUGGUCUACGCCCGAUGAAUAUUUACAAGGAAGUGGUUAACCGGAAGACCAUCCCAACGUCGAUGGACCCAGAUGCACGUUUCCAGUACCACGCCGAGAGGCUGACUGCGGCCGCCAUUACGCAAACCUACCACUAUAUAAUUGAAGGGGGACUCGAGUAUGGUCUAUUGACGACGGGCGAAGCGAUCGUGUUUCUCAAGAUCGACUGGCGCGAGCCUGAAACGCUUUUUUAUCACCUUGCAAAGCCUAAUGCUGAAGUGUUGGCCCAUCCGGACCAUUUUCACUUGUGCACGGCAGUCGGGCAGUAUCUAGCCUUUAGCCUCAUGGCGCUGGGUCUACCGGGUGAAAAACGAUUGCGUGGGCAAGACGAGCGCCACCAGGCUACUCAGAAGCUGAAGACUUGGGUGGAAGAUUUCGAUACAACGCUCAGAUCGAUUCCAGAGGACGAGCGACUCGCGCCGGACAGUUCACCCGGCUAUCAACCCGAAACUUAUAAAGGUGUCGAUCGAUCUCCCUACCUUCUCCGGAGAAGAAGACAUCGGCAUGUGGGCGAUGAGCCUAAGAAGGAAUACGAGCAUAGAGAGCCAGGAGAAUCAUCAGACGACGAAUCAGCACGGGAUUUGCCAGACACACCGAGCCCGACAGAACGGCGGAUACGCAGAAAAGGUCGGGGAGCUCAGGGAGCUCGACGCAGCGAGCGGAUUCUAGCUCGACGGCCGCGGGGUGGGGGCGGAGAAGGAAGCAACGAGAAAGACAGGCCCUACUGCACCCAAAAGUGCCUGUCAGGGCUCGUCAAGGGCGGAUUGCUCGACGCAAAAUGCCCUAACAUGGCACUACACAACAGGCAGCCCAGCUCUCACAGCAACCGCAAUAGUGGCCCAAGCCGCGCCUGUGCCCGUCAUCCAAUAAACCGCGCCGAAUUUCUCAAUCUGCUCUUCGAGCAGCUACAACGGUCAUUAGACAAGGGGAUUACGCCGUUGGGCUAUGGAGGUGCACGCGGCGUAUUAUUCAAGGUUUGCCUGGUUAACUAUGGCUAUACCUUUGUCGGCAAGGGCACGGUUCGGGCAUUUGUAAAAGACCUUGAGCACGAGGCGGCGGUUUACACACGUCUGCAACCCAUCCAAGGUGUAUAUGUGCCCGUCUUUCUCGGGGUCAUCGAUCUCCGGAUAAUAAACAGGGUGUACUACUAUGACCAUCGUGUCUACGUAAUACAUAUGACGUUCUUGUCGUGGGGGGGAUGUGACCUUGAUGCGACAGGGAUCACGGGUGGUGGGGAGGAAGAGCUCGAAAGGAAGGCAAUGCGGUCGUUGCACGCAGUGCAUCAACUGGGAGUGGCCCACAAGGAUGUGCGAGGGGCAAACAUGCUUUUCAACGCGGAGACCAGCGGUGUUAUGAUGAUCGACUUCGAAAGGGCACUGCUGCUUGAGCCACCUCGACCUCCGUUGGUUCAGCUAGCGUCGAACAAACGAAAACGGAAGCCAGAUGUGGUAUAUCCCACCAAGUCGGGGAAGCCGGUUGGUCGAAGUCAAGUUAGCAGGGUAUUUUCCGAGGACAUCGGGCUGAUGAAGAUGGCCUUUGACAGGCCGCAACCGUUUUAACACGAAUAACUUGACCUGCAGAAUAUUGCUACCAGCUGAUUUAAGCCGUAGCGGGUAUAUACGCCGGGGCAGCGCUGACGAACAAGAAGAGUGUGGUUGUGUAAAAUUCCAAUCCUAAUGCGAAAAUGAUCCUAAAAUCUAUGCUUGUCUGUUUUGUACUUGGUUUCUUCUCCUUUCCCUUUACCUUUACCUUCCCGUUCGUUCUUUUUUAGUUCAGUGUUUAACAACCGGGCCUAACUUAUGCCAUCUUAUGAGCAGACAAGCAAUAGCUGGCUUGUCAACCACGAUCGCAUGCAAGUGUUUUAAACAGCCGCCGGUCUGUACGGCGCCGGGAUGGGUACUGCAACUGUCAGCGUUGCAGCCGAGUUCUGGACCGUUCGGAGGACGAUUGCGUCUACAAUCCUCAUCACUGCGCUGUAGCGUAGUUUUAGGCGGUGGUACGGGCUUUUGUAAAUCGAAGGGCCCUGGGCUAAGUAAAACCUCUCUCUGGCAUCGUUGUGCGCACCCAUGGACUUUUGGGGCUUUCUUUUCGAGAAAAGACGAUAGAGAACAAAUACAAGCCAACAGUUACGACA
Messenger RNA from Pyricularia oryzae 70-15, 2989 nucleotides. RefSeq lists its product as uncharacterized. The transcript has a single exon. The coding region runs from base 6 to 2414 and encodes 802 amino acids. NCBI's taxonomy places the organism in Eukaryota, Fungi, Ascomycota, Sordariomycetes, Magnaporthales, Pyriculariaceae. The record is from RefSeq and is a predicted model, not a curated record. Gene Ontology annotation, molecular function: ATP binding; protein kinase activity. Gene Ontology annotation, biological process: protein phosphorylation.